Molecule: messenger RNA, 2161 nt
Organism: Cynoglossus semilaevis (tongue sole)
Lineage: Eukaryota; Metazoa; Chordata; Actinopteri; Pleuronectiformes; Cynoglossidae
Product: zinc finger protein 382-like
Exons: 4
Coding region: 429-1694 (421 amino acids)
Biological process (GO): regulation of gene expression
Cellular component (GO): nucleus
Source: RefSeq, a predicted model, not a curated record
UUAUUAAGUGACUGUGUCGGGACGUGACCUGAACAUGAUGAUGGAAUUUGCAGUGGAUCAACAACAGAUGUCGGUCCCUGAUGCAAUGUACAACAUUAUUACAAGUCUACAAGAUGUCCAUUAUUUAGAUUUCUGUCUUACAAAACAUGUUAACACAGAAACGUGGCUCACAAGGAGCAUUUAUAAACAAGUACAAAUAGCAUUUUUACUCUAGUUUUAACAACUUUACAACAAGUACAAGGUGAAAUGUCUAGAAGACACUUUCUAGGAAAAUUGGGAGGUGCCCUCUUUCUAGGAAUUACGGUACAUUGACUUCAGCAACCGGAAGUGACGUCGCUUAUGGCCCUGUGCGAGUUCAGUCGUUCGGUGUUGUGUGUUUUGGUUGAUUUGUGACAUAGACUAAAGUCGGCGGUGAAGAGUGGUCAAACAUGUGUUCCAGUUUGACGCCGGGCAGCCUGAGUCUGGAGUCACAGCUUAUGUCCAUAAUGGACGUGCUGGUGAAAGCGGCGGUGGUGGAGAUCAGCCAGCUUUUCUCCGAGAGCUCCGUUAACCUGCGCCUGCAUUUAAGCCAGAGUCUGAAGGAAAACGAGGUGCUGAGAACCAGAAUGAAAGUGAUGAGGAGCGAGCUCUUCUCCUUCAGGCUGCAGACCAGAAUGAACCGACCGGCAAGCCGUCAGAUAUUGGUCCGAGGGAUCUUCUCCAAACCACGGGCAAAAAUACCAGUUAUCCCUAAACACACCAAGGCUCAAAAACUCUCCAAGACUGAGUCUAUGUCUCUACAGUCAGAAAACAAGAUUUCAUCCACUGCCACUCAGUUACAGUGUCCAGAUGAUGAGGCUGAAGGCGUGAUCGUGAUUAAAGAUGAAGAUGAUGUAGGAGAGUCUACACCAGAUGCAGGUCAUGGUGACUUCCAAAGCCCAGGCGCACAGGGAUCCGUUUCCACAGGCGCUCAGAAUUUAGAGCCUGCUGUAACAUUCCGCGUUAGAAGUGAAAGUGAUCAGCUCAAGAUCGUGAGUGUCCACAGCCAAAGAGAAAGGCCUCAGCAGGAGGAGAGCGACACCCUGUUCACUGCCUCUGAAAUCCAGGCCUUCACUUCUCUGUCUCUCGAUCACACUGGCAGCCAUGACAGUCUCCUCGGUUUUACCACAGACUGCGUUCCAGUGAAGGUGGAGCAGGAUAUCGGUGGACUGGAGAGAAACAGCCAGUCAGAACAAAACAGUCAAAUGUCUUCAACUGCUUUUAAAUUUGCAGUAAAGCCAACAAUCGUCAGAGCUGAUGAUGAAAUGGGGCGCUUUAGUCACACUGACCAGUUUGCCCGGCAGCACAGCAUCGUCCCUCACUCUUUGCAGAAGUCCUUGGGUUGCAGCUUCUGUGGAGAGCACUUCCACAGUCGCGAGGCCCUGAUCCUGCACCGGGCCACUCACACCGGAGAGCCACCUGUUCAUUGUAACAUGUGUGGCAAGACAUUCGUCAACAAGACCACACUGAGCAUCCACAUGCGCAUUCACACCGGGGAGAAGCCGUACGCGUGUACACAGUGUGGGAAACGCUUCACGCAGAAUGGCAGCCUGAAGAUCCACCUCAGGACACACUCUGGUGAGAAGCCCUACACCUGCAAUCAGUGUCCAGCCAGUUUCAACAACCCCAGUAACCUGCGCAGACACAUGUUCACGCACACCAGCGGGCUGCUUUGAUCACAGCUGCAGAAUACGUUUCUGUACAUUUACUGACUGUCCUGUAUAUUUUACAUUUUUCAGGCGUUCCUCAAAAGCAUCAGACUCUAUAAGUGGCUACAUUAUCAAGUGUCAGUUCUCUAUGUUCCGAGCAGAUGCUGUGUGAUCUCCUUUCACAACAGCUGCCGCACACUCUGUCUUGAACAUUUUAAAUGAAAUGUGAUUUAAAAUUACGUUUCACUGUUACCGUUUUUCUGUCUCUUUUUGUAAACUUGUCAAUAUCAGAGGGCUUUUUUUCUAGUUUCCCAUUGUAUGUCUAAUAUGUGUUCUGUAUAAAUACUUGCUACCUCCGCUGUUACCCGUGUCAAUGCUCUGAUUUAACACUUAAGUGCAGUUUCAGAUGGUACAACAAGCCGUUUAUGGGGGUUGUUCUUGGGCAAUUGCAAUGUAUCUUUGCAUCUUCUUAUUAAAUGAUAUUUUGACAGAAA